AGGGGUGCGGCUGCGCAGCGGAGCGGGUUGGCCCAGCGCCCCUCCCCUCCCCUCGGCUCUGUGCCCCGCCGGGCGGGGACGGUGGGAGCCGCUGACCAGCCCAGGGCCGGAGCGGUUCCAGGAGGACCCUGGUCUGCAUUCUGCGGUUGCCAGGUAGGUGGAUGUGAGAGGCCGGAUCCUCCCGGUUUAGAGGCCAUCGCGUCGCCGCCGGCACCAUGCUGUCCCCUCAGAGGGCUUUACUCUGCAACCUCAACCACAUCCACCUCCAGCACGUCUCCCUAGGCCUGCACUUGUCCCGCCGCCCAGAGCUGCGCGAGGGGCCCCUGAGCACACCCCCUCCCCCGGGAGACACUGGGGGCAAGGAGAGCAGGGGCCCCUGCAGCGGGACCCUGGUGGAUGCCAAUUCCAACAGCCCAGCCGUGCCCUGCCGAUGCUGCCAGGAACACGGGCCAGCAGCCUUAGAAAACCGGCAGGAUCCGUCUCAGGAGGAGGAAGGGGUGGCCUCUCCCUCGGACCCGGGCUGCUCCUCCUCUCUCAGCUCCUGCUCUGACCUGAGCCCGGACGAGUCGCCGGUCUCCGUCUACUUGCGCGACCUCCCUCGCACCGAGGAUGGCCACCCGCAGCCCAGCAUCGUGCCCCCGGGGCAGGGCUCCCCACUUGCUGCAGCAGGCCCUGGGCCCUGCUCCCCGGACAGCUUCUGCUGCUCCCCCGAUUCCUGCUCAGGCACCUCCUCCCCACCCGGCCCUGACCUGGACUCCAACUGCAACGCCCUGACCGCCGCCCAGGACCUCGCUUCCCCGAGCCUGGAGGACGAGGAGGAGAGUGGGGAGCAGGACCUUCCCACCUCUGAGCUCUCGGAGGCGGAAGAUGGGAAAAUCGAUGUUGGGAAAACGGAGCCCAGUUGGAAAAUCAACCCCAUUUGGAAAAUUGACACAGAGAACGCUGAAGCUAGAUGGAACCUCCCCGACAACAAUAACUCUGGUUGGAAAACCAACGGAAAUACUAACUGGAAAACGGAACCUGGGAAAUUCGACUCUUGUUGGAAAACCAACACAGGACUAGCUGAUUCCGGCUCGCAAACAGAUGCAGGAAAAAUUGAUGGGGGAUGGAGAAGUGACGUCAGCGAAGAGCCGGCGCCCCAUCGGACAAUCACGUCCUUCCACGAGCUGGCCCAGAAGCGCAAGCGGGGCUCGGGGCUGCCCCCGGUGCCGCAGGCCAAGAAAGAUCGCAGCGACUGGCUCAUAGUUUUCUCUCCGGACACCGAGCUCCCCCCCGCCGGCUCGCUGGGCGGCACCUCGGCGGCUCCGCGGGAGGUCACCACCUUCAAGGAACUGCGGUCCCGAAGCCGGGCCCCGCCCCCGCCCGUGCCCCCACGAGACCCCCCAGCUGGCUGGGCCUUGGUGCCGCCCCGGCCCCCACCCCCGCCCGUCCCUCCCCGGAGGAAGAAGAACCGGCUCGGGCUACAACCCAUCGCGGAGGGGCAGCCCGAGGAGGGCAGGGCGGCCAGCCCCGCGGCUGGCGAGGAGGCCCCAGCCGCGAAGGAGCCUGAGGAGCCCGGCGCGCAGAGCGGCCUCGAGGCCGGUCCCCUCCUACUCCCCCGACCCCUGGUUUUCCGGCUCUCUGCCGACGGGCGCCCCCUGUUGGCGGGUGAGGGCGCGGGCGCAGCUGGGUCCCUGCUCCUUGCGCCCCUGGCCCGGCGGCCGGGCGCCGGGCUGCGGUUGCUGGGGGCGCCGAGCCCCCCAAAGGAGCAGCUGCUGCCCGUCCGCCUGUCCCCGGUGGGAGCCUACUCGCCCCCGACGCGGGGGGCCCUACCCUGCCUGGCCAGCCCUGAGCUGGCACUGCUGCUGUCCCCGCUCUUCCCCAGAAGUAGCACCUUCCCCGCCGCGGCUCCCCCGCCCCGCCAGGUACCCGCCCCCCCGCUGUCACCGCCACCUCGUCCGCCGAAGGCCCCUCGCUGGACCAGGAGCCCGCCGCCUCCGCCCAGGCUACUCCGUAGUUCCUGGUCAUUCGCCGGUGUUCCCCGGGCCCAGCGGCUGUGGAUGGCAGAAGCCCGGAGCGGGACCGGCCAGCUGCAGGAGCAGAAGAAAGGUCUCCUGAUAGCCGUCAGCGCCUCGGUGGACAAGAUCAUCUCGCACUUCGGGGCGGCCCGGAACUUGGUUCAGAAGGCCCAGCUGGGGGACAGCCGGCUCAGCCCGGACGUGGGGCACCUGGUGCUGACCACCCUCUGCCCGGCGCUCCAUGCCCUGGUGGCGGACGGCCUGAAGCCUUUCCGGAAGGACCUCAUCACCGGGCAGCGCAGGAGCAGCCCCUGGAGCGUGGUGGAGGCCUCGGUGAAGCCAGGCUCCAGCACCCGGGCCCUGGGAACCCUGUACAACCAGGUCUGCCGUCUGGCGCCGCUGAGCAGCAGCCGAAGCCGCUUCCAUGCCUUCAUCCUCGGCCUCCUCAACACUAAGCAGUUGGAGCUGUGGUUUUCCAGUCUGCAGGAAGAUGCAGGCCUGUUGUCCCUGCUGUACCUGCCCACUGGAUUCUUCUCCCUGGCCCGGGCCGGCUGCCCGUCCCUGUCCACAGAGCUGCUGCUGCUGCUGCAGCCGCUGUCGGUGCUCACCUUCCACCUGGACCUGCUCUUUGAGCACCACCACCACCUGCCCCUGGGCCCGUCUCAGGCCCCCGCCCCGCCGGGCCCACCCCCAGCCCUGCAGCAGACUGUGCAGGCCGUGCUGCACUGGGGGGGGCGGCUGGCCCAGACUCUUCGGGGGGCUUCCGGGGAGGCUGCUGCAGAUGCCUCGGCUCCUCCAAGUUCCUCCGCCGCGGGCAGCUGGUGGGAACAGCUGACCCAGGCCUCCCGGGUCUACGCCUCCGGGGGUACCGAGGGCUUCCCUCUGCCCCGGUGGGGACCCAGGCGUCAUAGAGCUGCAGCAGAGAGUGCGCACGAGAGACCCCUGCCCACGGAGGAAGCGGCACCAGGCAGAGGCGUGUGGCUCGGGAGGCUGUUUGGAGUGCCUGGCGGCUCCGCAGAAACUGAGAGCGGAGCCCUGAAGUCCAGGAGGCCGUCCAGCUGGCUGCCCCCGGCUGUGAGUGUGUUGGCCCUGGUGAAGCGGGGGGCCCCUCCUGAGACGCCCGCUUCUCCCGAGGAGCCCGAGGCCCCGGUGCCCAGCCUGGUGCAGGCCCACAGGACGGUUCGGGCUCUGUGUGACCACACCGCUGCGGGCCCUGACCAGCUGAGCUUCCGGCGUGGGGAGGUGCUGCGUGUCAUCACGACGGUGGACGAGGACUGGCUGCGCUGUGGGCGGGACGGCUCAGAGGGGCUGGUGCCUGUUGGGUAUACCUCCCUUGUCCUCUAGCCCAGGGCGCGCCCCCUGCCUGCACGUUUCCCUCCUGCCAUCUGGGAAUGGAAUGGCCUGUGAACACUGAUCCACGACAACCAACCACCCCAGAAGCCUCUUCCCUGUCUGCAAGAUGACAAUUGUUCCCACAUGCACUUCUGCUAAAAAUAUUUAAAAUAUUUAAAAUAAACUUUCCGUCUUCCCUCCCAUGCCCAUCUGUAAGGUGAAAUCUGCUUUUCUUCCAAAUAUAUAACAAGGAAUUCCCCUCCAUGAACCCCCUCCUCUUUCCCACCUGCAUAUGGGAGCGGCCCCCUCUCUGCGACAUGGCCGUCUGUGGGCCGCCCUCUGCUGCCUUCCUCCCCAAGUGGACUGUACCAGUGUAGUACGCGCCCGGCCCCUGAGCCCGAAGGGCCUCUGGUCUCCUUCCUGUGUAUGGCAUCUUCCCCACACUCCUCCCCUCAUGUCGCCUGUAUUGAUGUCCUACUCACGCUGUAUGAGGUGCUGACGCCUGGACACCCCUGGCGGGUGGGCCUGUGGUGGUCUGCCCCUUUCCCUUUGUUCCAAUAAAGUGUGGGAGUUGA
Molecule: messenger RNA, 3904 nt
Organism: Oryctolagus cuniculus (rabbit)
Lineage: Eukaryota; Metazoa; Chordata; Mammalia; Lagomorpha; Leporidae
Gene: RUSC1
Product: RUN and SH3 domain containing 1
Cellular component (GO): cytoplasmic vesicle
Molecular function (GO): protein binding
Source: RefSeq, a predicted model, not a curated record